GCCUGUUCUAUUUAUGGCCACGCCGCCGCCAGUGAUCGAUUCCAACGAGCAACGGGGCACAGCAAACCGCCAACUGAAAAAUAAUAGAGCUCAUUAACAUUUUAAUGAGCCAUAAUUAAUUCCAUUACAGGUGACUACGGGGGCGCACACACACAUACGCCAUAGGAACUAUAACAAUGGAUGCUUCCGUAUACAUUCAGAACAUCGAUAUUUCCGAUUUUUGUGGUUUGCUCUCAAUGGUUGGUAACCGGAACGGAUGUUUGCCGGUGAAAAUGCUCGUAAGUAUGCUACAGUAAUUAUUUUCAACCACUAAAGCUAGUUUUUUAUGUAUCAUAAUUUUUGUAAUGAUUAUCAUGUUAACUAGCGGUAAAUAUGUUCAACUAACUGAAUUCCUAGAAUAUAACUUUCCGGUUACAUGGCCCAAGGAUCUAAAAUUGCCACAAUUAAGGUAGACAAUUUAUGCGCUUAUGGUGCCCGAUUCAUUACGGAAAAUAUGUAAUUGGCUGCUCUGGUGUCAUGCCAACAUUUUCCUGCUACCAGUAUAUAUUCGAGCCGAUGCUGUAGAUACUUUCCUCUAUGUAAAGCCACAUCACCCUUGAGAGUAGAUAUUUUCCUCCUCUAGGAAAAUUGUGAAAUGGAAGUGAACGCUUUCUGCUCCCAAGUGCUCCCUCCUAUGAUGUCGCCGGAAACGAACCGGAUGGAGGGAAGAAUCAUAGCAUAGCAAUAACUACACACAAUACUUCCACCUUCACAGUCUGGUCGUCGUACAUAAACGGUCUUUUCCUGCUCAGCUCACCCUCUGGUAGCUUCCACCCCCCGUAGCAAUCUCGGUUGGUCGUUACGUGCUCCGGCUGCAAGUAUGCAAUGUGAUAACAAGCGGGAACGCGUUCCUUGGUUCUAUGUGCGCUCUUAUAUUGUUACUAUAGCAGCAGCAGCAGCUCAGGGAUACACAUUCUCAUUAUCCUUGCCACCGCGAUUGACGACUCGUUUGGCUGUCUAGGUGUGUGUAUGUGCGCGUGUCACCGCUGCCACGUGAUUGGAAAGAGGACAUGUGGCACGAUAUGGGUGCACUUUCCACGUUAAAUUCUCCGAGCUUCAUAAAUCUUUUAAACGUCCUUCGGCAAGCAUCGAUUAGAACGGUUAUCGGUUUUGAAACGCCGCUCAGUUCGUUAGGGUCCUUCGUUUGAAACGGAAGCUGCACCGUUCCUCCGUAGACAGCUCAAUGACCCACUACUGGAGGAGAUAUCGGUCGGUUGUGAAAUAGUUGUGACUCUGUAGGUGUUACUUGGAAUAUGGCUCUACAUCCGCUGUCCUACAAGGACACUCCGAACAAAUCUCCGACGGUACUUGGAGGGGCUACACCCGGCGGCACGAUCGCUUCCAAGGUCCCGUUUUCUAUUGAGGAUAUACUGUUUCAAAAUGGACAUAACAACAACAACAAUAACAAUAGUGCUAAUUUUAACGUGAAAUCGGUGAAAACCCCAGGGUCUCCCUCUGGGCCGCAAGUGAUUGAAGGUGGUAUGGGUGGUGGUGGUAGCAAUAGUAGAAGCAGCAGUAGUAACAAUAGCAAUGCCUCGGUGGACUCCUGUGGAGGUCAUCGAAAAGUGCCCCAAUUUAGAGGUGGCGAUGGAAAUAACAACAGCAACAACAACAAUAGUAGUAAAUUUAGUGAUAGUAACGUGAUACGCAGUGAUAGCAAUAGGAAUAAUAGCCACGGUCCAGUCACAAUCAAUGGAAUAAGCGGAUGUGAAGAGGAAUACCGAAAGCCGUUACCCACGGAAAGGUACAACAAACUUUCUCUGAACAACCAAAGUGGUCCCCCGCCGGGUGGCCCACCCGGGCCCCAAUUCAGCAACCCAAACCCAACGGUCAUCUAUCCGGGUGGACCGUAUGGCGAUCCAGGCUAUCUUCAAAUGGCUCUCGGUGCCUAUCUGGCACCGUCGGCCAGUGGCUACAAAACGGUGGACCCAUACUUCCUCUCCCAAGCAGGCCUCUUUGCUGGAUCGCCUUUGUUCCCGGGUGGUGGUUGUCCGGAUAUAGCACUCGGACUGGGCAUGGGGAUGAGCGCGCUGAGGCACUGCCGGCGGCGAAAGGCACGGACCGUUUUCAGUGACCCCCAGUUGACCGGACUGGAGAAGCGAUUUGAAGCUCAACGAUAUUUAUCAACACCUGAACGAGUAGAGUUGGCAUCGGCGUUGGGUCUCAGUGAGACCCAAGUGAAAACGUGGUUUCAAAACAGGCGGAUGAAGCACAAAAAGCAGCUCCGACGACGGGAAAUCAAUAAUGCUGAACCAGUCGACUUUUCACGCAACGAGUCUACGAACGGAACAUCGGGAUCUAAUGGCCCGAAUGCAACCAACCAAUCAAACUCCUCCGGAGCCACCACCAACCGACUAAGCUCCGGCGCUGGCGGGGAAAAGGCAUUCUCAGCCUACAAUAGCAAUAGCAACAGCAGCAACAAUAACAAUCACCUCCACCUACACCCACACGGAGGAAAAUCCGGGAAACCCCUUCCGAUAGGAAGCGGUGGUCCGGCACCACCACAGAUGGGAGGUAUCCUGAAGGGGCUGCACGCGUCGGCCAACUCAUCGUUCAGCUUGGUACGACGGCCCCCGAUGAAUGAUGGCGAGCUGCUCAGCGAUGACGACGAUGACUACGGUAACGAUUCGGAUGAUGACUGCAGCGACGUGGACAUAGUCGGAGACGAGAAAGGCUACAUGACGUAGGCCGGCCAACAGUCAAUUUAGUAUCGUAAAUGAGAGUGUAAUUAUCUAGUCUCCCAGGUUGACGUUUGUUUCAUAGUUUUCCUUCUUGAAUCACCGCAGUGUACAGUGCAAAACGAAAAUUAGUAAUAAAUGCAGUGCUUUCUUGUUUUUUGGAAUCUCGUCAGUGAUUUUUGGAGAAUACAUAUUUCAAAUCAAAACGAUACAUGAAUAAAAUUUCUUCGGCGGGAGAAAAUAUCAUUUCUUGAAAACUAAGAAAAAAAAAUAUGUUUUCGAAAAAGAAGAAAGCACUGUCAACCAUUCCUUUCAGAUCUAAUGUUUAUUGACUGUUCCAGAAAUUAUAAGCACACCUAUGCAUUAGGGUGGGGCUAAUUUCAAAAAAUCUCUCCGAUAUAUGAUUUCCCAAGUGGAAAGUGAUCUACUAGUCGAAAUAAGUCAGCUGUACAAAAAUGAGCGAUUUCGGUUGAUAUUUGGGGGUGGCACAAAGGGUUCAAGUGAAAUUUUUGCUAGAACAAACUUUCAAAAAUCAUUUCAAAUUUAAUUUUCAAACUUAUUUUUUCUAGACUAAAUCGGUGAUUCUAGAACCCAAUUGGGCCAAAUUUGUGCUCAAAAUUGCGAUAUCUCCACUGGUUUCCGAGAUAUUUAAAAAAAUGUCAUAUUUUGGUACCUAACCCAAAAAAUACUGAAAAACGACAUUUUUUCAAAUAUCUCAGAAACCAGUAGAGAUAUCGCAAUUUUGAGCACAAAUUUGGUCCAAUUGGGUUCUAGAAUCACCGAUUUAGUCUAGAAAAAAUAAGUUUGAAAAUUAAAUUUGAAAUUAUUUUUGAAAGUUUGUUCUAGCAAAAAUUUCACUUGAACCCUUUGCGCCACCCCCAAAUAUCAACCGAAAUCGCACAUUUUUGUACAGCUGACUUAUUUCGACUAGUAGAUCACUUUCCACUUGGGAAAUCAUAUAUCGGAGAGAUUUUUUGAAAUUAGCCCCACCCUACUAUGCAUUGUAAGAAACCUUGGGUUUAACAAAAAAAAACUGUUGUAUAUAGACUGUUUCAGAAAUUAUAAAUACACUUUGUUUAUUAAAUUAAAUGAACUGUUGUAAUGAUUUUUACCAACUUGUUUCAGAGUAUAGCAUAUUGUACUCCAUAUUUUUAUAUUUCCUUUCAAUUGUCUUGAUAUUUUAAAGAACAGUCGAGUUCUCUAACAAAUAACUUAAUUUUUCAAAUUUGCCUUUGCACAAAGGUGUUUUUUAAUGAUUUCAACAUUACUUAUCACUAAAUACCAAAACUUAUCUAAAUUUUUAUCACAUUCGCUUUCUCAACAAGUUGUCUAUGUAAUGUCUUGAUCAAAAUUUGGGAAAAAAUCGAUAAAGGCAUUCCCACAACAUUUUUUCGGAGAUCAAGUUUCUUAUUUUUUAAGGUUUUCUACGGAACAUAAGAACUACCACACAGUUUCUUAGCUUUCCUGAACGCAUGUAAUCUAAACAAACUUAUUUUUUCAGCUCAUUCGAUCCUUAAGAUGGCAAAGCAUGUCAUACCAUAAAAACGAAUGCAGUAAGCAGUAAUUAAGACAUUUGUUUGCUUAACGUUUGUUGCUACUGGUGUUGUUGAGAAAUUUGAAACAAAAGAUGUUGUAUUGAAAAGGCCCGUAAUGGUGGUUCUUGAUCAAAUAUUCCAGUAAAAAAUACUCUUAACAAUCGAGAAAUAUCUUUUAUUAUCGAUACAGCAAUUUUCAUUGUGUUUGGAAAUUAAAUAUUUUAUCUGUGAGAUUUUUUUCUUUUCUACUGUGCUACAUUUUUUGACCACUUUGUGCAACUUCAAAUUUUAAUCAUCUAGUUUACAGAGCCCUAUUUUUUAACUUUUACUAGAAACAUCAACAAAAUUGGUAUUAUUUGCUUCGUUAGCAUGUUUACUGUUAGAGCUAGAUGAAACUUUUUUGGAUAUUAUGCACAAAUUGAAAUGGCAGUUGAUCGUUAGUGUAUUUAUAAUUUCUGAAACAGUCUAUAAUUCCGGUGGAAUCGUAGCAGAGUAAAACAACGUGAUUCACCUUUGCUUUGUUGCACACGAAUGACUUUUUUUUUUACACAAAAGAUACGGUGGAAGUGGUCAAUUAUAUUGAUGUUCUCCAGAGAGGUAGUACACUGAAUACAUUAUAAUGCGAACUUUAUAACAUUUAACUUUUUAUAAUAGGUGUUGGGUCACUAUGCGGUCUUCGACAAAGUUGUUUGGCUGAAGUCACUGAUACCUGAACUAACAUGCCUUUCAUUUUGGAAUGUCCAAGCAUUAUCUUUCAAAAGAAUCUGAAAGUUGUCAUAAAUUCCUUCUUGUAAUAACACCACGUCUCCACUAGACAGAAAUGUCUUGCCAUUUUGCUGCCAGAAAGAGAAAUCGUAGCAGAAAUGAUCAACACCGCUGCUUUCCAUUCAAACAGCGAGAGAACAUUUCUGUCAUGACACAUCUGUCCAGCAAAAUGGCAAGACAUUUCUGUCUAGUGGAGACGUCGGGUAAUGAAUAAUGUAUUAACGAUGUACCUACUUAUAUACGGCCAACACAUUUCCUUUUCAUAUUGAUUACUGCACUGCUCGACAAAAUUUCACAAAAUUUUGUGUUAUGGGAUGAGAAAAAACCCAAAUUAAUCCACCUAGAGGUGAUAGUGCCUUUCUCGUCGUAUAUGUUCUCACGAUCUUUCCGUCGACGUAAGUCAAAGUGUUCCUGAAUCCUGAUAUUUUUUAAGAAAAGCAAGCAUUUUAUCAAAGUCAUCAUUGAAUUGACUUAAAACUUAUUGAUGGCACAUACUCCGACGUUAUGUUCAGCGUAAAAGCAGAGCUGAAUAAUAUCAGAUUUCUCAGUUGACUGCUUGAGUACCUUCACUAACAUUGGGAGCUGAUCAAUAUCAAGACGAUACUAACAAGCUAAGAUAUAACUUUUUACACAUUCACAGAUCACUUUGCGGUCUUCGAUAAAGUUUUUUUUUUGCACAUUCUAGGUUAUAUUUUAUUGACCCUUAAAAACAAGAACGUAGUGAGUAUAGUGAGACGUCUGUUUGUAUGUGGGUUUAAUAUGUCAAGAUUUUGUUCUCUUACACAUAUUUAUCGCUUGCAUUGAUUUUAUUUACUUUCGUAGUUCCGGCGAAGCAUCAAACGCUGGUUGUGCAACCCUACCAGUAGUCUCUAAUGUGGUAUGAGCCUAUUUUCUAGUUAACCGUUCCUCAGGUUAUUAAAAAAGCCGUGAUGUGAUAUGUCGCAUGGUAUAUUUGGUUACUUUCCGGAACAGGUUCCGGAGCACCAUCAGGUCUCCCAAAUAUAGUCUGAGGCAAUAUCAUUGCUAACGUACAUCAGGUUACCUAAAAAAACACGAUUUGAUUUAUCUUAUGCAUGGGUAUAAAUCACUUUUACAUUUGACCACUUCCUGUGGGACACCCAGAACUAGUUUCGGGACACUACCGGUUGUCUAAAAUAUGGUCUGAGGCUAUGUUCUUACGAAUCGAUCAUCGUGUUAUCAAAAAAGGGUCUCCAGUUGGCAUAGUGGUUAAGGCUAUGAAUCGCCAAUCCGGAAACGGCGGGUUUGAUUCCCGUUCCGGUCGGGAACAUUUUCUCGACUUCCUGAGCAUAGUGUAUCAUUGAACUUGCCUCACAACAUACACAUUCAUGCAAUGGCGGGCAAAGAAAACCCUUCAUUUAUUAACUGUGGAAGUGCUCUAAAGAACACUAAGUAGAAGAGAGGCAGGCCAAGUUCCAAUGCGAACGUCGAGCUAUAAAGAAGAAGAAGAAGUUAUCAAAAAAGCUGCUAUUUGAUGUACUGUCAAACCCCGCGUAUUCAUCACUCUUUAAUAAGACACUUUUUAACUUGUACCCCGCUCAUUCGAAAUUUGUGAAAUACACUGUAAAUACGAAUGAAACGAUAUUGUGAUGUUACUUACACACCCGCAGCGGCUCCUCGUGCAGCUGCUACUUCCGAAAGUUCUAAUUUGGUGCGUUCCGACACCUGAUCCGUUUGGUGAUCAACCGCAGUGAACCUCGUAAAAAUGAACCACCACAAUAUCUAUAAGAUUUGUGUUCAAAAACAAAUCACACAAUCUAAAUAAAACUAAAAUAGAGUUAGUUUAUCGAAUUGAAAGUUUACACAGGUAAUUUGACAGCAAUCAUUGCCGAAUCAGCGUGGUUUUAUGGUACGACACGCAUGGAUUUGAUUCAAUUUCACAUUUACAACUUUCGGUUCACAUUUUACCACUUACCGAUUGUCCCUGAUGUGGUCUUAGACUAGUUUCAUGCAAAUUAUUAAUUAGUUCUCCUACAAAGUCGCAAAUUUAUGUAAUGCAUGUAUGGGUUUGGUUCAUUCGUGCAUUUCGCCAGUUCCGGCGAGGCACUCGAAUCUGGUUCCGGAACACUACUGACCUGAGACUAUUUUCUUGCUGACCGUUCUUCGCGUUAUCGAAGAAGCCGUUAUUUAGUGUGCUGCGUGUAUGCGUUUGAUUUUUUUUCUACAUUUGACCACUUCCGUCGGGGCACCUGGAACCGGUUUCGGCACACUAUUGGUUUUCCAAAGUAUGGUCUAUGAUUUUUUUUUGUUAACCGUUCAUCAACUUACCUAAAAAGUCAUUAAAUGUGUUUCGAAUUUAUGGGUUUGGUUCUCCUUUACAUUUGACCACUUCCGAUGGAGCAACCGUAAUCGGUUGCGGAACACUACCGGUUGUCCCCAAUAUGGCCGGAAACUUUUUUUCUGUUAAAUCAAGAUGCCUUAAAAUCCGCGAUUUGAUGUGUCGCUUGCAUGGGUUUGGUUCCCUUUUAUAUUUGGUCAUUUCCGGCGGGACACCCGGAACCGGUUCUGGAUCACAACCGAUUCAGAUAUGUUCUGAAAAUAUUUUCCUGCUUACUGUUCAUCAGGAUAUAAAAAAAUCCACGAUUUGAUACUUGAUUUGAUAUGUCCCUUGCAUGGGUUUAAUUAACUUUUAUACUAUGCCACCUCCGGCGGAACAUCUGGAACCGGUUCCGAUAUGGUCUGAGAAUGCUUUCCUGCUUACUGUUCAUCAGGUUAUUUAAAAAGCUGUGGUUUGAUAUGUCACAUGCAUGGUUUUAUUUCAAUUUUAUAUUUGGCCACUUCCGACGGAACACCCGGAACCGGUUCCGGGACACAACCGGUUCAGAUAUGGUCGGAGAAUAUUAUCCUGCUUACUGUUCAUCAGGAUAUCAAAAAAGACACUAUUUGAUAUGUCGCAUGCAUGGGUUUGGUUAACUUUAAUACUUGGCCACUUCCGGCGGGACAUUUGCAACCGGUUCCGGAACACUACCGGUUCCGAUAUGGUCUGAGAAUGUUUUCCUGCUUACUGUUCACCACGUUAUCGAAAAAGCCGCGGUUUGAUAUGUCGCAUGCAUGGGAUUAGUUCACUUUUAUGUUUGGUCACUUCCGGCGGGACACCCGGAACCGGUUCCGGGACACAACCGGUUCAGAUAUGGUCUGAUACUAUUUUUCUGCUUACCAUUCAUCAAGUUAUCGAAAAUGCCGUAGUUUGAUGUGCCGCAUGGAUGGGUUUGUUGCGUUUUCAUAUCUGGCCCCUUCCUGGGGUACCGGUCCGGAACACCUUAAUGGCCAUAACUCCGGAACGGCUGGACCGAUCUGAUCUAUUUUCAAUAGGAAACAAUGGGACCAGAUUCCGCGUCGAAUGAACCGUCGGUCAAUAAAAUCGGUUGAGGUUUACUGCCAAAAAGUGAUGUGAGUUUUUUGUACACACACAUACACACACACACAUACACACACACACACAUACACACACACACACAUACACACACACAGACAUCACCUCAAUUCGUCGAGCUGAGUCGAUUGGUAUAUAAGACUUGACCCCUCCGGAGGCUCUAUCAAAUUUUCGUUUUUGGAGUGAACAUAUAGCCUUUCGGUACACCUUGGUGUACGAGAAAGGCAAAAAGUAACAGGGGUUUGGGACCCUAGAAGUGUCAUAGUGAAAGUAUUUUUGAAAAAUAUUGGACCGGGCCUUCACAGUUCAAAACCGAAGUUUGUAUGGAGAACUUGGGGUGUUCAAUUGAUAUGUGCAUUAGAACGUGUCGUGCAUAUUUUUGGACGUUUUCGGUAUUUGGGUUAGUUUCGUUAUUGCCUAACGCCUAAAUAUAUGCACAGCGCGUUCUAAUGCACAUAUCAAUUGAACACCCCAACUUCGGUUUUGAACUGUGAAGGCCUGGUCCAAUAUUUUUCAAAAAUUCUUUCACUAUGACACUUCUAGGGUCCCAAACCCCUGUUAUUUUUUUCUCAUCCCAUAACAAAAUUUAGUGUUGAACGGUGUUAUGGGUGUUAGAUCUGAAAGGAAUGGUAUAAUUGUACAAAAACAAUUGUUGGAUAUUUUGUCAACUUUACUAAAUUAAGGAUUGUAAAUCUGCACCUAGACGAGUUUGGCGGUGUAUCGCAUGGAAACAUUUAUAUGUAUAGAGAUCUGAUCUGAAAAUUCUAAAAUAAACCGGUCAACUUAGAGCCAAUUUAAUACACUAAUUAUUCAUUACUCGGCAGCUUUGUGUAAUUACCAACCACAAAAGCGGAUAAAUUGGCCAAUUUAUUAACUCUAACCGGCAGUGUUGUAUAGGUGUAGCUGUACAGCGACGCAUCUAUCUACGAUGAUGAUGACACAUCUCCAUGGAAAAUCUGUCCUCCCACACCCUCGUACAUACAUGUUAGGUACCUAAUGCGUUUAUACGAUGGAAAUGCUGGUCCCUUCUGAUUUUCCGCACUACAACUACCAUAAAUGCCACCCAACCGGAUCGAUGCGAGGCGGAGCCUCAGGAUUCACUGACGUAUGUGUAUGUUGGUCUCUAUGUGACUUCGCCUAUGUACGUUUCCCGAACAGACGCCCACCAACACCAGCACGGAAAGUCCUGCAGUAUCUGUCCUUGGUAUAUAGAGUCAGGAUAACGGUAAGGAUACUGGGAUAAAAAAAAAACAUUCCAAAGAGGAUUAAUAUGCCGUAUACUUUUUUAUGUCGAGUCGUUUGACGGGGUAGGGAAUGGGGGAACAUCAGCACACGACCGUUUACCAAGCAAUCAGUGUCGUCAAGUCAUGUUAUUCUGAUUUCCACCCGACCAUACGCCGUUCACAUCGUCUUUGUCGGUCCUGCGUAUCCUGUCCUGACUGUUCGUCCGUGGGGACACGAUGUUGCUCAUUAGGUCCAAUUAUGCUUGAUGAAGAUAUGGCAGGUUGGAUCGAUGAUGAGCGCAGUUGCGGAGAACAGAGGUUUGCAUCGUUGAAGCUGUUUUGGUAUCAAUCAUGGUAUGACUCGAGGUAUGACUAACAAGAGAGAUUGGUAACUUGCUCUGAAUAUUUUUGCUAUAAUUGUUUUAAUACAAAAAGCAAAUCUGUGCAAUGCAGCUGCAUAUAACUUAACUUCAGUCAUAUUUUUAUGA
This is a messenger RNA of Aedes albopictus (Asian tiger mosquito), 10119 nucleotides long. Its product is annotated as brain-specific homeobox protein. The transcript has 5 exons. Gene Ontology annotation, molecular function: DNA-binding transcription factor activity, RNA polymerase II-specific; DNA binding. Bases 1293 to 2726 code for a protein of 477 amino acids. The record is from RefSeq and is a predicted model, not a curated record. Gene Ontology annotation, biological process: regulation of DNA-templated transcription. NCBI's taxonomy places the organism in Eukaryota, Metazoa, Arthropoda, Insecta, Diptera, Culicidae.